UACUGAGGCACCAAGGCCGAGAUGGCCCCACAGCAUCUAUGGCCAGUGGUCCUUGUGGCUCUCUUCAUUAUGCCCAUCCAGUCUCUGCGCUGUGUUUACCUGGAUAGUGCAACCUUGAAAAGUAUGAGACUUCUGGGAAGUAUCACCCAAUCUCCCCUAAAAUGUCUAAAAGAUUUCCAGGAUUUUGCGUUUCCUAAAGAAAUUCUUGAGCACAUCCAGCAUGUGGAAAGGGACCUGAAGGAGGCCUUCUAUCUUGCAUCUAUUCAGGCAUUAAAUAUUUUCAGUCAGAAUAGGUACUUCUCCCCUGUUUUAAGGGAGCGCCUAGAACACAUCGGGAUGGCACUUUUUGAGCAAAUGGGGCAAGCGCAAGAAUGCUUCAUGGACGAGAACAAGGAGUUCAGUAAGAUAGAUCGCCCCCUACCGAAGGACCUCCAGAGGGUAUACCUGGAACUGAGCAAGUAUUUCAUCAAAAUCAAGAGGUUCCUGUGGAUUAAGAAAUACAGUUUGUGUGCCUGGAAGAUCGUCGGAGCAGAAAUGAGAAGAUGUUUCAUGAUAUUUUACAAUUUCAAAAAACUACUCAAAAUACAAUCAGAUCAUUCAUCUUCAGGCGAGGAAUAAAUAGAAACUGACGGCUCAGAUGUGCUCAGAAACGCUCUAUGUUAAGGCUAUUACCAGCAUGCUGCUGAACUCUUCACACUCAAGACCUUCCAAGCGCAAAGUUCAAGAUAGUAUACUCAAGGAAAGUCCUUCGGUAAAACAAAAGACAAAUUUCAAUGGAAAAUGUGAGAAGAAAUGUAAAAUUAAAAACACAAAACAAGUGC
Messenger RNA from Myodes glareolus (Bank vole), 821 nucleotides. The record is from RefSeq and is a predicted model, not a curated record. NCBI's taxonomy places the organism in Eukaryota, Metazoa, Chordata, Mammalia, Rodentia, Cricetidae.